This is a messenger RNA of Phlebotomus papatasi, 6426 nucleotides long. RefSeq lists its product as uncharacterized. Lineage: Eukaryota; Metazoa; Arthropoda; Insecta; Diptera; Psychodidae. The record is from RefSeq and is a predicted model, not a curated record. Gene Ontology annotation, molecular function: zinc ion binding; DNA-binding transcription factor activity, RNA polymerase II-specific; RNA polymerase II cis-regulatory region sequence-specific DNA binding. Gene Ontology annotation, biological process: regulation of DNA-templated transcription. The transcript is spliced from 26 exons. Gene Ontology annotation, cellular component: nucleus. Bases 73 to 6213 code for a protein of 2046 amino acids.
AAAGCGUCCGAGUGUCAAAACAUAUUUACAUUUUUCAAUUAUCCUCUUAAUUUAGCGGAGAAAGUCCGAAAAAUGUUAGAAAAUUGGCAAAAUUGGUGUCGAUUGUGUGCAAAGAUUGAUUCCUCCAAUGUUGGUGAAGUUUAUAAAAUGGAAUCUAUAAAAGAACAAUUGGAAACCGUCAACAAAUACUUCAUGAUUUCGAUUUUACCUUUUGAGGGCAUUCAAUCCAUAAUUUGCGAAGAAUGCGGAAAUUUCCUAACAAAGCUAGAACAUUUUGGUGAUCUCUGUUUGAAAUCUGAUCAAAUGUUUAGGGAAUUAGUACAUAAGGAAAACAUUACAGAGGCAGAUCUACUCAAUAUUCGACUAGUUCAUGGGGUUAAUAAAGAAGAAAUUAAGUAUAGUUCCAUACUAUCAGAAUGCAAAAAUGACACAGAGUUCAAGGAAGAGUCAAUACAUUCUGAACAGUCUACAGAUCCAUUGGAUCACUGGACAGAUGAUGAAAUGAUUGUCAAAGAAGAAGUUAGCAUUGCAAAUGUAGUUCAAGAUUGUAAAAAGAGAAGAGUAACUAAGAAAACUAAAAAGGUUGAGGUUGAAAAAGAAGCACUAUUGACGCCCAGAAAACGUGGGCGACCUAAACGCUCAACCCAAGCACCAAACCCAUUACCAACAAAACUUAAAGAAGAGAUUCAGCAAAAAGAUUCUGACUCUGAUGAAGUACCUGAUGCGAAGCAGCAAGAUGAUUCAGAUUACGAUCCGAAUUUAUCAAAUGACCCAAUUGACGAGAAACCUCCGAAAAAACGCCGAAGAAUUUCCAAAAGUAUUAAAAAUGAUAAUGAAUGUGAGAUUUGUAUGAAGAAAUUUUGUCGAAGAAGUGUUUUGAAGGAGCAUAUUUUGGAGCAACAUCGUCAAGAUGAAAUGCCGCAUGUUUGCUCAAAAUGUCCUAAGCGUUUUUCUAACAAGUAUAAAUUGCGAGUUCAUGAAACUACGCAUUUACCAGAAGAAGAGAGGCGUACACAUGCUUGUCCCUAUUGCGACAAGAAAUUUGGCAUCAAAUUCAUCCUGCAGAGUCAUAUAAGUGCUAUGCACAUUGGUGACAAACCCUUUAUAUGUGAAGAAUGUGGAAAUUCUUUCAGGACCAAAGGGGCCCUCAAUCAGCAUCAAACUAUUCAUACAGAUGAACGUCCGUGUCAAUGCUCCUACUGUCCCAAAAAGUUCAAAAAGAAGCAACAUCUCAAGAGGCACGAGGACAGUCACAAAGAUCACAUGUUUGACUGCCCUCAUUGCGAUCUUAAACUCAAGAAUGCCCGUACUCUAAAAAUGCACUUGUUGGUGCAUUCGGAUCACAAACAGUACAAGUGCAACUACUGCGGAAAUGAAUAUAAGCGCGCCAAGACACUCAAAGAUCAUCUCAUUCUGCACACCGGUCAACGACCCUAUGAAUGUCCCUUUUGUGAUAAAACCUUUGCUAAUGGAUCAAAUUGUCGAAGUCAUAAGAAAAAAGCACAUCCGGUCGAAUUGGCAGCUUUGGAAGCUUCAGGAGAGCAACCUACUAUUACAAUUACACCCAAACUAAAGGUUUUGCAACCAAAGCACGAAGUAUCAUCACCUUCCCCAAAAAUGGAAGAAAAACUAAGGCCCUUGGCAGGAAUUCGGCCUUUGGUUUGCGGAGAAUGUUGUGGCUUCUUAGCGAAAUUGGGCAGCUUCAGAGACCGUUGUGUGAAAACGGAUGAGAUGUUCAGGGACAUAAUGCAGAGCAGUAUUCAAGAUCUCGAUCUUCAAUCAAUUAGACUGAAACACCAGAUUGAUCAAGAGAAAAUUCAAUUCAAGGCAGAAAUUGCGGAGAUUGUCGACGAUGAUGUUAUUGUCAUUAAACAAGAAAUAAGUACAGAAGACCUUACAGUAGAAGACUCACACAAAAGAUCCAAAAAGGAAAAGAAGAAAGAGAAGAAAAGGAAGAGGAAGGCAUCUCCGGAACGUGAUGAGCAAGCUGAUCCUAAGAAUAAACUCUUUAUUGUGUCGUACAAUGAAGAGAAGUCCUAUAUCGCUGUAACAUACAAAGGAAAAGACGUACAAUACGAUGACUUCGUAGUAAAAGCGUGCUCACACUUGGACCUUAAGGACAUCUCGAUUUAUGAUCAUAAUGAUAUUAAAAUUGAUCGAGAUGCAUUCGUUUACGUUUUCAAAAACCAUCCUCCGCAGUAUGUUGUGAUCAAGUCAAAAGAGACAUCCAAAAUGAAUCCAAUAAACGUACGCAUAAGCGCAACAGCAAGCAACAGCAAUAGUAAUGAGACUAUUCUUAAUCCAUCGUGCCGUCAAAUUCAUUCAGCAUCUCAGGUUCCUUUGCCUGCUAAUAAGGAAUAUAUUGUGCAAUCAUUCACAAUUUCGGAUCAGUCUACGGAUUCACAGGAAUUGGAAAUUGGUGAUACGAUUAUUGUGAAACAGGAAGAGUGUGAAAAGGAAGCACUCAAUAAAAUUCGCAGGGACAGAUUUUAUACAGCACAAAAUGGAGAAUCUUCCACAGACAGCAUGAGUUCAAGAAUAGCAAAUGGAGUUCCGGCUGAUGGUAUGAAUUUUUUGGAGGAGCUUCCUGAUGAUACAUUUAUCCAACCUACACCUAUGAAUUCUAUCCUACAUCAAAACUGGGAAGAUUGGACAAAGGACAUUGGACUUUAUUCCCAACUUAAUGAUUCAUCAAAUAUGAGUAUGGGAAAUAAUUCGAGUUUGCCUCUAGCAAAUUUUGGAAGUAUGUAUUCGCUGAAUAUUCAACUCAGGGACAUUCUGAAAUGUCCUGAUGGAAGAAAAAUCAUUCAGUUCUAUGCGGCACGUGGAAGUCUUGAUCGUACCAGAAGGGACAGUUUGAUCAAACUUAUUCUAGAUUAUGCUGAUAGGCACAACAUGCGUCUAUCUUGCAAGAUUCUAGAGUCGAUUUCUGAAGAAAUUCAAGACAUAUUUCCUUCGGAAGUUAAGGAAUAUUAUUAUUCGCCAAAAGGUAAAUUUCAGAAGUUCUAUGGUGGUUUGCUGUAUGCACGCUAUCAUAACAGAAAAAGACCUGCUGCUAAGAGAAAGAGAGAACCGGAAAAUAUAACUAUACAGCAGAUACAGCAUAAUCCUGAAUCUCAAAAUAUGCAGGAGCUUUUGGCUAUCAAAGAACGACUGAGAUCCACAGAAAUCACUGAAAUCUCACCUGAAAUCCAGUCAAUGUGGACAGCAACGAGUUCUUUGCGGAAGAAAGAACUUCAGGCUAAUAAAGAAAUAUUCAACGAGUGGCCAUUAUAUACUCAUAGCCAUGGCUAUGUUUUUAUUUCCGAGGAUUUUUGCAAUUGGUAUCCUAAUGCCGAAUCAUUGGAUAGCAAAUGGUCAGUAUUUUUCAAAAAAAUCGUUCCUAUCCUGCAAAUGCAAGUCAAAGAUCGUCAGAAUAGACAAAUGUUGGACGAUGUCAUUGCCUGUGUUGAAGGUGAAGAUAUUUCAAGUGAAGAUGGAGCACAGAAGAUGCAAUCAAUUACAAAUCAACUGGAAGUUAUUUGCAAAUACCUCAUGAUUUCGCUUCUUCCUUUUGAAGGAGUGGAAUCUUCAAUUUGCGGUGAAUGCAGCAGUUUCAUCACAAAAGCAAAUGACUUCAGAAAUCGAUACCAAAAAGCGGAUGAAAUGUUCAAAGAACUCAUUAGUCGAAAAAACAUCACACAACAUGAUCUUGAAUCCAUUCGCUUCAAAUACGGAGUUGAUAAUGAAGAUGUGAAACAUUGUCCAGCAUUGACUGAUACUGAAAAUCAUUCCGUGGAGCAGGAACAGUCCCCUGAUCCUCUUGAAGUGCAGAUAGAGGCUCCUGUUAUCAUAAAGCAGGAAAAAUCUGAGGAAGUUCUACCAGCUCCUAGAAAACAUACUGAUAUUGAAAAGACUAAUUCAACCAGGAAGAAGAAGAAGCUAUUUGUGGUGUCUUACUGUGAGGAAAAAUCGUAUUUAUCCGUUCCAUAUGCUGGAACAGAUUUAGAAUACGAUGAUUUCGUCCAAAGUGAAAAUGCCCCUGAAUAUGUUAUUGUUAAAUCGGGAGGUUCGUCUAGAAGUAGUUUACCAUCAAUUUCACGGAAAGCAAGCUCAGAAUAUGCCACAUAUCGGGAAGAUAGCAGUGAAAUCUUCCUUGAAAUAUUCAAAGAAAGCAACAGCAAUGAUGACAUUGAUAUUGAACCUGAAAACAUGAUUGCUUUUGAGGAGCCACAUGAAAAUAAUAUUAGCGAUACUGGGCCACCUCAAAGGAAACGCCGGAAAAAAGUACAGUUGAACAUUUCAUAUGAGGAUGUACUUCCGAUGCUGAGAGAUCAUUUCAUUAAAAUUGGCGGUAGCGGUUUGUUUGGGAAGACAGAACCUUUAAGUAGGCAGAACAGGAAGUACGUUAUUCAAAAUGUUUGCAAGCACUUAUACCAACAUUGCGACAAUCCCAAAGGACCUCAAAAAAUAGCCUGGGCCAAUGCAACAAUCACUCUAUUCCCCAGCCUUCGAUCAAACAAUCCCAAAGCUCCAUACGAUGAUGUCUUCAAUCCUAUCGAUCAUGGAGGCUUUCUCGUGUUAAAAAUGCUGGGAAAUUGGCAGAAUUGGUGUAGACUUUGUGCUAAAAAUGACUCUUCGGAAACAGAUUCAAUAUACAAGAUGGAAUCAAUAAACGAUCAAUUGGAAAUCGUUAACAAAUUCUUUAUGAUUUCGCUACUGCCCUACGAUGGUAGUCUGUCGUCUAUGUGUGGAGAGUGUUGCAACUUCCUGUCGAAGUUGGAAACAUUUGGGGACCGAUGUCUCAAAUCAGAAAAGAUGUUCAGUGAAUUGAUGCUGAUCAAAAGUGUUCCAGAUUCAGAACUUCAGGCCAUUCGGUACAGAUAUGGAGUUGAUGAUGAGGAAAUUAAAUUUAGUGCUCUUGUGACGCAAAUUCAGUUGCCACAGAAUGACGAAGUUACCAGGCAGUAUCCCAUGCUCGUAGACCAAUGUACAGAUACUCUAGAUCUCGACAGUGAGAGUCCGGCUGUGGUGAAGAAGGAAGUGGCUGAAGUGAAGGCUGUAUCAGCCCCGAAGAAACGUGGACGACCGAGAAAGUCCGCAAGGACACAAAAUAACACUCGAUCGAAAUUGAAAGAAGAGAUCUUUAGGGAAGAUUUCAACAAUGAUGCCGAUGCAGAAUGUCGAGAUGAAGAGAUACCUAUUCUGGAUGACGAUGAUGUCAUCGAUUACGUACCCGAUAAUUCUCUUCCCGCCGACGAUGAGGAUAUGCCACUGCAGAAACGAAGACGUGGAUCAAAGGAGGCGGAUAAUGUGUGCAAGGUCUGUUCCAAAAGGUACAGCCGGCGGUAUUUGCUGGAAGAGCACGUCCGGGAAAAACACUGCAAGCAAGAAAUGCCAUUUGUGUGCUCAAAGUGCCCGAAGAGAUUUUCCACAGAGAAAAAAGUUAAAGUGCACGAAGUCAUUCACCUGCCAGAAUCAGAGAAACUCAUCCAUCCGUGUCCGUACUGUGACAAAAAAUUCAGCAAAACGGUCAACGUGCAGGCUCACGUUCGUGCCAUCCACAUUGGUGACAGACCGUUCAUUUGUGAGGAAUGUGGCAAGUCUUUUGGUACAAAAGGCGGCUUGAAGGAGCAUCAGAUUACACAUAGUGAAGAACGACCUUUUCAGUGUUCAUAUUGCCCCAAAAAGUUCAAAAAUCUGCCUCGGCUGAAGACCCAUGAGGACAUCCACAAUGACACCAUGUACGUCUGUCCACACUGUGGAAUCCAACUCAACACGAAACGCACCCUAAAAAUGCAUAUGGUGGUGCAUUCGGACUUCAAAAAGUACAAAUGUCACUAUUGCGGCAAUGAGUAUAAACGCUCGAAAGCUCUUAAGAAUCAUCUAAUUCUACAUACCGGCCUACGCCCCUAUGUAUGUCCGUUUUGUGAUAAGACUUUCGCAAAUGGAUCAAAUUGUCGGAGUCAUAAAAAGAAAGCCCAUCCCACGGAAUUGGCAGCUUUGGAGGCGUCUGGAGAGCAACCGAGAGCUGCAAAUAUCCCAAAGCUAGAACAUUUACAGCCAAAAAAUGCAGUUCAGACAUCCUCAGUGCCUGUGGAACAGACCACAAUAGAGAUUAUCCCAGCAUCAGCGAUAGACUUUGGAGUGAACAAUUCAGCCCUUCCCACGGUCUUUGCUGCUCAAGUUGCUCAGAAUUCACCAGAAAUCACCCAAUUGAGGAGCAAUGAGUGAUUGCAGGAUCCUCAAGAACAAACUUGAGACAAGUUUCAUAUCGGAGACCUUUAAAUGGACUGCGAGGGAUGUUGUGAAGGUAGGAUGGAGGAGAGAAUCAAAGGAAUUUCAAUGACUCAACUUGUUUUCUCUUCACCCCGGAAGGGUUAGAAUAAUUUUUAAUAAGUCCUGUGCAAAUAGUCUUUAUUGAAAAAGAAACAUCUUUCUAUAAUA